GUGAUGUAUAUAUUUCGUUCUCUGUGUCGACGGCAAGUUAAUACAACUUUCAGAUGUGGUUUCGAAUAUGUAUCAACCUUUCCAUCGCGAAGCAACGUUCACCAUAAUUUCAUCAACGAUGUGCACGCGUCACCACAGGGUCAGAGUACUGAAAAACGAGGAAACGAAGUGUGCGGGUCCAAGAUUACUCUUCUAAGGCAAAUAAACGUUCUUUACGCUGGUACUUUUACAGAACUCUUAAGACCUAGACAUGCUCACACGACAUUUGUGCAAAAGAGACAUAAGUCAGUAAAGGGAAAGAAGAAAGACGAUUUAGUCGCCGGUCAAAGCGAAAGUGAUGACGAUAGUGACGGAGAAUGGAGCGAUGCAGAUGACUUGGAUAACGAUGUAAAUGUAAAGUCAGGAAAAAAGGCAUUUCCUGAUACCAGCUUCCGUGGUGAUACAAAUUUGCCAGCAAAUUGUAAGAUGUUGAAGCGGAAUAUAGCGCAACCCAGAUACGACUCACUGUGUAGAUUUGGCUUUAUUAUGUCAAGCAAGCAGUUUGUAAAUGAAUUAGCGGAACAGAAAUGUAAGCUGAACGGUCUUCCUUUAAAGUCCAAAAGUACACAUGUGAAAAGUGGAGAUGCACUAGAUGUCAUUGUAGACGAUAAUAAAAUGAAAAGGAUCAGGAUUGUCUCCAUUGAUAAAUCCCCAUCCACAUGUACAGUUUAUAUGAGAGUGUGGAGGGCACCAUUCUCCAAAUCUUUAGUGAAAGAAUCAGACAGAACAGAUGUCGAUGGGAGCAGUUAAGUUUUAUUACAGGUCAAGAAAGAAGACACUACAGUGAUUGUCUCCCUUGAUACGUUUUAAUCAAAAUAAACUGGUGUGUAUGUGCCAAAGUGUGGAGGGCAAUAUUUCCAAACCUCAAGUGAAAGAAUCCAACAGUAUUAUGUUGACUCAAAUUGACAGAUUCAGUUUAAAUUUUAAUUGCAGGUCAAGUGAGAUUUUAAGUGCAGGUAAAGAGCAGAGAUGAACUUUGAUGUCAGCAGACAGCAGUGAAGUUAUUGUCUCCUUGACAUAUCAUUGCAUAAUAUAUGCUAUUGUAUAUAGAUAUCAUGAGGGUACAAGUUAUGAAAUAGUGUUGAAGAAAUCUUACAGUAUGGAAGUUGAAUGAAACAACAUGUUCAUGGUUUAAAUGAAAUUAGACUGUUAAAAGGACCAUCAUAGUUUGCUGAAGGAUUCCAACAUUUACCAAGCUGGACUGGUGUAAACUGAUCUGGUCCUAUAUAGUCUAUAUAGAUUGAAGGAUGCAAUUUAAUUCGUGUACGUACAUGUCCGAUUUCUCCUGAUACUCUAACUUCUGUAAAACUACCAGUGGAAAGUUUGAAAAGUAUGGAAAAAAUGUAUUUGUAGUGUUUACAAUGAACAUGGCUAGUGAUA
Molecule: messenger RNA, 1419 nt
Organism: Ylistrum balloti
Lineage: Eukaryota; Metazoa; Mollusca; Bivalvia; Pectinida; Pectinidae
Exons: 4
Coding region: 4-789 (261 amino acids)
Source: RefSeq, a predicted model, not a curated record